AUGGCUGGUGUUAAUAAUUCUACCAUUGCUACAGAAGAAGGUAUGGGUCAACUUGAGCCGUGUACUACCGUUUUGAAUAUCAUACUGCCGUGUGUUAUGGCGGUAUUAAUUGUCGGCACCGUGUUCGGAAAUGCCGUUGUCAUGGUUGUUAUCGGCAAGACGCCGGCUACGCGCCAAGCUAUGGAUUGUCUGUUGCUAAAUUUAGUAUUCGCCGGUUUCAUUUACGGGAUCUUCGUCUUACCCCUGACGCUUAUAUCGUCCGCGUACGGGCGAUGGACCUUCGGCCCAACGACUUGCAAGGUAAAGGGCUUUGCAACGGCUCUACUAUCGUCCGUGUCAUGGGGAACACUAGCGCUAAUUAGUCUGGAGAAGUACAUCGCAAUACUGAAACCCCUUCGUUACACACAAUUAGUCACCAAGAACCGUAUUCUAGCGUCAGUGACGAUUUUAUGGUCGAGCAUGGCAAUUAUAACAUUGCCUCCUUUUUUCGGAUGGGCCAAAUACGAUUUCAUUCCAGUAACGUGUACAUGUGCUAUAGUAUGGAGGGAAUCGCCGAGCUAUUUAUACACAAGUUUGUGUGUGGGAUUUCUGCCUUCAGCUUUGCUGAUAAAUUACGCCUAUCUGAAUAUACUGAAAGUUACCAGGUAA
Saccoglossus kowalevskii is the source of this 648-nucleotide messenger RNA. RefSeq names its product 5-hydroxytryptamine receptor 1A-like. Gene Ontology annotation, biological process: G protein-coupled receptor signaling pathway. Gene Ontology annotation, molecular function: G protein-coupled receptor activity. NCBI's taxonomy places the organism in Eukaryota, Metazoa, Hemichordata, Enteropneusta, Harrimaniidae. Gene Ontology annotation, cellular component: membrane. The record is from RefSeq and is a predicted model, not a curated record.